This is a messenger RNA of Ostrinia furnacalis (Asian corn borer), 4869 nucleotides long. RefSeq names its product serine/threonine-protein kinase 10-like. The annotation marks the transcript as partial. Gene Ontology annotation, biological process: protein phosphorylation. The record is from RefSeq and is a predicted model, not a curated record. Gene Ontology annotation, molecular function: protein serine/threonine kinase activity; ATP binding. The transcript has 22 exons. NCBI's taxonomy places the organism in Eukaryota, Metazoa, Arthropoda, Insecta, Lepidoptera, Crambidae.
GUGGACAUCUGGUCACUAGGCAUCACAUUAAUCGAGUUCGCGCAAAUGGAGCCGCCCAACCACGAGAUGACGCCGAUGCGAGUGCUGCUCAAGAUCCAGAAGAGCGAGCCGCCCGCCCUCGACGCGCCCUCGCGCUGGUCGCGCCACUUCAACGACUUCAUAGCCAAGGCGCUCGUCAAGGACCCAGAAAAGCGGCCGACAGCGGUAGAACUACUAGCGCAUCCGUUCGUCUCAGGAGCUCUCGACGCGAAGCCGCUGCGAGACUUAUUGCUCGAGUACCGCGCGGAGGUUGUCGAGGAAGAGCUGCUCGACGACGAUUCAGAGGAACAUCGCAGCUCUCAGAUGCAUAUGGAGAUGGAAGAUGACUCGACGUCUGUCCGGUCCGCGGACACGCCGGACGUCAAGAUGCCGGAAGCGCCGCCGUCGCCGCCCGCGCCGGCCGCGCCCGCCAAGCGUCCGCGCGACGACGAGUCGCAGCCCGCUGACAGGAAAGCGCCCGCACCAAAAAAAGAGAAGGGCCCCGCCCCGCCGCCGCCGUCGGCGACGCCGCCCGCCUCGCCCGCCGCCCGCCCGCCUGCCCCCGUCCCUCCUGCCCCCGCUGCCCCACCUGCCCCCGUCGCAGCCGCCCCCCCUGUCGCAGCCGCCCCCAAGAAGCAGCCGGCGCCCCCGCCUCCACAGCCCGCGCAACCAGCGCUUGUGCAGGGCAAACAGAUUGUCGACCAGGUGUGUCGAGAAGCAGAGAAAGCCGUGGAAGACAAAAAGACAGACAAAAAAGAAACAGAAGUAGAAAAAGAGAAAGAGAGACCAAAGCAAGAAAUUAGAAUAACGCCUGAACCAGUCGCGCCCGAGAAACAAACAGAAGUAGACAAAACGGAACCCCACAGGACUGAGAAAGACGACAGAAGAACAGAAGAGAGCAGGAAAGAGAAUAGAAGAGAAGAGAGCAGGCAAGAAAACAGAAAAGAAGAGAGCAAAGAAGAAAUUAGGAUCGAAAAGAAGACAGAAGUAACCAUUACAGACACAAACGACAAAGGAAAGUUCUCCAGAUCGAGUUCUACUGAAGACAGGGUGUUGUCAGAAGUGAAUAGGAUAGAAAGAAACUCCAGAAGCUCCCUGGAAUUAGAUAGGACGAAUGUAGAAAUAAUAGGCCGAUUAGAAAACCGUUCCAUUUCGACUGAUCAAGUGGAAACUGUGAAAGUUAAUGCUGCAGUCAAUAGAAUAGAAAAGAAUUCGAGGUCCAGCUCUGUGGAAGCGAAAGAGAGGAUCAGUAUAGAAGUGGAUAGAAGUGAAGUGGAGGAUAGGAUACACAAAUGGGAGAAGAGAAGAUCGCCGAUGAGUUCGGUUGAGAUUAGGCCUGUAACGCCGCCGCAGCCCAAGCCGCCCGAGCCGACCGUAGCCGUAGCGGUGGCAGCCACCAACGUGGUGGUGGUGCCGGCGCUGGUGGUGGUGGAGCCCAACUCGCUCGCCGCCGCGCCCGCCGGGCUCGUCACCGUCACCACCACGCAUCCGCCGGUGCUCACCACCGCUGCACAGUUGCCGCCCAACGCCGUCACGAUAUCAACGACGCCGCCCAUCGCUGACGAAGUGGUCAUAGUGGGUGCUGCCUCAAGUUCAGACGAUGAUUGCUUCGCGCCUUCCUCACUGGAUUCGUUGGACACCAGUCAUGAUUACUCCGAGAAGACCCGCGGCCGCCGCCUGGACAGCAGCGAAGUCCUAAUCCUGAGCCCAGGAGCGGCUGGAGACUCCGGGGUCUUCGACGACAGUCAGCACAAUCAGCUCAACUUGGACACAUCGCACGUUUCCGUUGUGACUGUAGGCGAGCCGGCCGCGCCGCCGCCGAUCGCCACGCGGCUCAGUCCAGACAGCUUUGAGAGAUCGCAGUCCGACAGCGGUUCGGUCGCGUCGUCGUCGUCGCGCCGCCACGACGCCGACUCGCUGGCCGCCAACGAUCACGACGACCGCGACAGGGAGCUCAAUGGAGGCACCAGAGUCAGCACGGACAUCCACGAGAACGGCGAAGCUGUGGUGCUGAGGCGGAAGACGCAGGAAGGACAGCCGGUCAACAGGAUACAGAGGUCAAAGGAAGACAUCCACAUGGCCAACCUCAAGAAGAAAACGCGCAAACGGACGAGAAAGUUCGAGAUUGAUGGCGUCAUCGUCACCACCACCACUUCCAAGGUGAUCUGGGGCGACGAAGAGAGCGGUCGCACAUGGGACGACCACGCGCUGCGGAAGCAGGAGCUACGAGAGAUCAAGAUGCUGCAGAAGCAAGAACAGAAGCAGUUCCAGGACCUCAAUGCUAAGGAGUUGCAGCUGAGGGAACAGCAGGACAAGAGGUUCGAAGCCGAGCUAGCCUCACUCGCGCGCGCACACGAAGCGGACUUAGACACGUUAGCGCGCGCGCAACGCGCAGCCGCUGAACGCGCUGAACAACAGCUUGAGAUGGAGCUGCGGCACGCCGGCAAGCGGCUGAGAGCGGAGCACGAGCGCGAUCUGAGGCACUUCCGCGACACGCUCAAGCAGGAACUGAAGCUGCUCAAGCAGGAAGUGGAGCUGGUGUCAAAAGACCGUCGCAAGGACACGUACAAGCAGCGACGCACGCGCCUGGACGAAGAGCAUGCCGAGAGGGAGAGAGCGUUCGUCGCAAGCUUGGCUGAGGCACAGGACACGGUCCUCAGGCGCAUACACGAGCACCACCGAGAGAGGCAAGCACUGGCCGACCGGCAGUACCUACAGCAGAGACAUCAGAUAAUGCGUACCCGCGAGGCAGCGCUAUGGGAGUUAGAAGAGAAGCAAAUCCACGAGCGACAUCAGUUGGCCAAGCGGCAGCUAAAGGACGAAUUCCUGCUGCGACGCCAUCAGAUGCUGGUCCGGCACGAUAAGGAGCUGGAUCAGAUCAAGAGGAAGAACGCCCGCAAAGAAGAGGAGUUAGCCAAGUGCCAAGCGCUCGAAAAGCGAUCGCUGCCGAAACGGAUCCGGGCGGAACAGAAAGCGAGAGAGAUGAUGUUCCGCGAGUCGCUUCGUAUUUCGGCCGCGCCGCCGUCGCAGGAAGACGACCGCGAGAGGCUCAAGAAGUUUAAGGAGAGCGAACAGCGCCGCUACCGUUCGGAACAGCAACGGUUGAACACCAAGCACACGAAGGCGAGGGAGGAACUGAAGGCAGCUGGAGAGGCGUUACUGCGCGAACUGGAGCAGUACCAGAACGAGAAGCGCAAGGCUCUGAUGAACCACGAGACCAACAAGAUGAAGGCGGUGGAGGAGCGCUACUCCGCCGAGCUGAAGGAGUGGCGCGCCACCCUUGGAGACAGGAAGCUGACCCUCAUAAAUCUCUUCGCGAAACACCUCGACGACCACGAGAAGAAGUUCGGAAAGCCUAUCCAGGACCGAGGACUGUACCUCGACGCGCCAUGGCCGAAGAACGUACUGCAACAUGUAUUAAGCGCUUACCACCAGAGAACAUCACUUAUAGGGUCCCUAACCCGCUCCAGAACGAGCCUCAACUUCUUGUCGGCUGCGAACACCCCUAACAUGGAACGCAGAAGGAGCAUAAGUCCAAACUCUGAACGAGCUACCAAAUCCGCCGCGACCAGCGCUUAUAACACACACAAAAGGGGCAAACUGACCAAGAUGCAGAAAUACGGGUCGACUUCAAACUUGAAAUUGGUGUCAGAGAAGAUAUCAGGAUUCUCCGUCUUUAGUGGCGCAGACGACAUUAAGAGAAACCCGAUCAUGGCUUACGGAGACGUCCCGAAAGAAAUCGAAGAAGAACCGAGACGCAGCAUCGAAAGAUCCAAGCCUGUUGACAGAGUGAUCGGUGCGAAGAAAAUCAACAGACAGAGUUUAUCUGAGAAUCUGUUCAAACAACUGAACGUGGAGAGCGAUCCUGGGAUGAAGAGGAGCAUCUCACAGCUCAGUUUGAAGCAGGACAUAGCCUUGGAAGCGGUCAUGAUCGACUUGCCGUCAGUGGAAAGCAGCAGAUACAACACUAUGAAAAGUAACAGCACUUUUGGGACGAUAUCACGUGAUGGAAGCGAGACAGACGAUGGUGAAACAAAACACUUCAGCCGGUGGGGGCCGGUGCGAGGUUCCAACAGCUACUCGGACCACCCUAGCGUGCCUGUCAGUCAGCUGUCAACGCUGAACUUAAAAACUAUAGCCACAGACAAAACAGAGGAACCGGGCGAUUCCAAUGUCUAAAUAGUUGCAGAGGCCAAUCGAUUGAUAAGUAGGCACAAUACAGUUUGUAAAGCCAGCUAAAAUCAGCGAGAACUAGAUGUUCAUUACUAUUUCUAGGAACAGAGGGCGAUUCCUAUGUCUAUAUUGUAGUGUAGGUACAAUACAGUUUAUAAAACAUAUAUUAUGAUGACCGAGGGCUAGGGUGUGUCACUAUUAAAAUUUUUGAUGUAUUUUGUAUUUCGUGACUUAAAAAGAAUAGUUACUAAUAUGUACACUCAGCGUCAAAAAUUCGUAACACCCAAAUAGGCUAAAAAGUUGUCAACUUUAUUCCAAAUUGUAACAAAGACGUGUUUAGAACUUUUUGGCUACUUUUUGUGACACGAACUAUUUAACGCUGACUGUACGUGUGAAAUGCUUGUUGCUCAUUGAUAUGCUUCCGUGUUAGAAAAAUAAGGUUAAACGAACUCAGAACUUGUCAGAAUAAUAUUUGCCAAUCAGUAUUCAAUUGGUCACAUUUUUAUAUUCCUCAAUUAUGCCAAAGCAAUGGCUUCCUGCAGUAUUAUUAGAGUGCAAAGGGAUUGCAUUAUUUUUAAAUAUAAAUGUUCUAAAAUGCCAAAACUUUAAAGUUACACUUACCCCGUAUUCACAAACCAUGCUUGCUAUCGAACGCACAGCGUUGAAUAGAGCUCUGUG